Molecule: messenger RNA, 1394 nt
Organism: Rhagoletis zephyria (snowberry fruit fly)
Lineage: Eukaryota; Metazoa; Arthropoda; Insecta; Diptera; Tephritidae
Source: RefSeq, a predicted model, not a curated record
AGUGGUUCUUUCCCCACAACAAAAUGUUGGAGCCGUAAAUGGACCAAUGAAUGAGCAAAUGAAUGCUGCCCAGAACAACAACAACUCAAACAUGCCGCCGCCGCAGCUGCCAGAAAGCUCAGACGCCCAAACUAGAGGAUCAGCUAUCAGUGGCCUACAAGAAACUGGAACAAACGAAUCACCAUCACCAUCACCAUCAUCAUCAUUGUCAACGGUUGUUCCUCAUGCUGUUGCUGCUGCUGCUGCUGAUGCUGAUGCUGCUGCAACUCUUGCACCCAGCUCUGAAGCAGUUAGUGAUUUCUCAACAUUUCCACGAACACCGGCAACAAAAACAAUUCCCCGCAAAAACGCAGAAAACGUUUCCGUUGACAGAGCACCAUCUUCUUCAGAGCUUGCUCCUCCGGCAGUGGGACGUCCUUCGGAUGCUGUUAACGAAGUCACCAGUUUAAAUUCUUCUCUAAACAGAGGUGAAAACCAUGCACCUUCAAGUGCCAACGUGAAUGCCAGUUUGGCAAACAUUGAACAAACCUCAGGAUCAGUCAAUGUGCCUCAACAAGCAGUCUCAUCAUCAUCACCUGCAGCAGCUGUUCCGGAUGCUGCUCCUGCUCCUGCUCCUGCUCCUGUUCCUGCUCCUGAUCCUGCUCCUGCUCCUGCUCCUGCUCCUGCUCCUGCUCCUGCUCCUUCUCCUGCUCCUGCUCCUGCUCCUGCUGCUCUUGCUGUUAUCGGUGCACCCAAUCCUGAAUCAAUUGUUGAUUCAAGGUUUCAAACGCAGGCAACGACUAAUGAGCUCUGUGGAAAUACUGCGAAUAACUCUUCUGUCAACAACAAAGCAGCUUCCGUGGAGCUUCUUACUCCGGCACAGGUGCAGUGUCGAGGACCAAUCUCUGUGCGACCAGUCGAAACAAGUGGACAAUCAUCGGUCAAAGUUAUUCCUGUUAUUCCUGCUACUGCUGCCGCUGCCGUCCCACCACCUGCUAGCCCGCUUGUUUCUGAAAUAACUCAACAGGCAAUUCAAAACGCAGCUAUUGCAUAUCACAAUGAAAACCUAGACAGAGGAUCGGAAAAUCGUGAUUGUGGUCGGGCUCUAGUAGGACGAUUCAACCAGCCUGAAGCACCGGGACAAGUUGUCAGAAAUACAAACACCGCUUAUGAUAGAAAUCUUUUUCUUGAGUCCAACCGCGGACACUUCAAUACGUCCGCUUCAAACUCAGGACGAGAAGUCUCUUCAGUUCAGACUGCUUUACAACAUCGUCCUCGUCAUUUCCAGCCUGUUAACCAGCAGGCCAACAACAACAACAACAACAACAACUUAUUCAACCCCAGAAUGCCAUCUAACAGAGUGUCGCCCCAGUCCAUUAGUUGGGGUAAUCAAGGUGUUCGAAUGACCAAUCAAG